Molecule: messenger RNA, 1833 nt
Organism: Cygnus olor (mute swan)
Lineage: Eukaryota; Metazoa; Chordata; Aves; Anseriformes; Anatidae
Gene: SDCBP2
Product: syndecan binding protein 2
Exons: 8
Coding region: 328-1302 (324 amino acids)
Cellular component (GO): plasma membrane; cytoplasm
Molecular function (GO): protein binding
Source: RefSeq, a predicted model, not a curated record
GGACGUCUCCUGCCAUGUCUGGGGAUGUUGGAAGAGCCCCGAUGGGUGCCUGGGGACGGCAGGAUCUCGUCCCCACGGAGCAGCAGCCGCCGGGACGCUCGUGCCCUUGCUCGUGCCCGGCACGCAGCCGGCCGUGUCCCGGCUGCCGGGAGGUGACGGAGGCGGUGGCCGUGGUGACACGGCCCUGAGUCACGCCAGAGGCCGUGGGUGACAGCCGGGCACGGAGCCAGGCACGCCGGGAGCGGGGAGAGCCCCAGCUUUGUGGGGGCGGCAGCUGGGGCUGUGGCCGGCUCCUGCCCUGGUGCCAGCCCCGUGGGGCCGCGAGGGAUGCUCGGGGAGAGGCGCCCCCGUCCCCAAACUGCCCCAACCCCGUCCCCAUUCCUGUCCCAGGACACGGGCGCGGCAGCAGCGAUGGCAACGCUCUACCCCUCGCUGGAGGACAUGAAAGGCCACCAGGUCUUGCAGGCGCAGGCAGCCGCCGGUGUCGGCACCCCCGCCACGACGGUGCUCACGGAGAAGCCGAAGCUCACCUCCGGCACCGCACCGCCCAUGCUGUACCCCAACCUGGCGGAGCUGGAGGAUUACAUGGGACUCGCGCUCUCCAGCGAAGAGAUCCAGAAAAAACUCUUCCCGGACAGCAGCACCGCGCUGACCCCCGCCGGCCCCGUGCCAGGCCAGCUGGUCGCCCCCCUGAGUGGGAACAACGCGGGGCUGCGGCGGGCAGAGAUCAAGCCGGGCGUGCGGGAGAUCCACCUCUGCAAGGACGAGCGGGGCAAGACGGGGCUGCAGCUGAGAAACAUCGACCAGGGCAUCUUCGUGCAGCUGGUGAAGGCCAACUCGCCGGCCUCGCUGGUGGGGCUGCGCUUCGGCGACCAGAUCCUGCAGAUCGACGGCAAGAACUGCACGGGCUGGAGCAGCGACAAGGCGCACCGGGCGCUGAAGAAGGCGUCCCCGGAGAAAAUCGUCAUGGUGGUGCGGGACAGGCCGUUCCAGCGCACUGUCACCGUGCACAAGGACAGCACCGGCCACGUGGGCGUCGUGGUCAAGAAGGGGAAGAUCGUGUCGCUGGCCAAGGACAGCUCUGCCGCCCGCAACGGCCUCCUGACCCACCACUACAUCUGCGAGGUCAACGGCCAGAACGUCAUCGGCAUGAAGGAUAAGCAGCUCAUGGAGGUGCUGGCGGACGCGGGGAACGUCGUCACGCUGACCAUCAUCCCCGCCGUGAUCUACGAGCACAUGGUCAAACGGCUGUCGGCGGGGCUGGUGAAGUCGUCCAUGGACCACUCCAUCCCCGACCUCUGAUGCGAUCGCCGCCGUCCUGCCACCAGACACCGGUGUGGGCGGCCCCCCCGGCCAAGCCUGGAAGUGGGGGGGCUCAGAGGGGCCGCAGAAGGUACCCCGCAGCCCCCCCGAAAGAAGCUGUUGUAGCACAGAAACCCAUAAAGAGCCUGGGGCUGCAGGGCAGCGCAGGGCACCGCAGCACCAUCCUGCAUCCCCCCGGCGCUCUCCUCGCUCUCAGCAGCAGGGAUGGGGAACGUGCCCCCACCUCCACGCUGCCUCCUCUUGUCCCAGGGUCCCCGUGUCCCCCCCCCAUGUCCCCUCAUGUCCCCUGCGGCCGCUCGGGCCAGCCACCGUCGGGGCAGACGCCAAAGGCUGGCUCCAGCGAAAGCAGACACAGACCCAGCGACGUUUAUUACAUCCACCACAGACAGCGAGUACAGGACAGUGGAAAACGAGAGAAGGGGUGGGUGGGGGAGGUUACAGCUUUUUUCACUUCUGUAUUUAAAAAAUAUAUUAUAUAGAUUUGUCUUUCAAAUAUAGUCAUUACAUUUA